This is a messenger RNA of Penicillium subrubescens, 2535 nucleotides long. RefSeq lists its product as uncharacterized. Bases 1 to 2535 code for a protein of 844 amino acids. Gene Ontology annotation, molecular function: DNA binding. The transcript has a single exon. Lineage: Eukaryota; Fungi; Ascomycota; Eurotiomycetes; Eurotiales; Aspergillaceae. Gene Ontology annotation, cellular component: nucleus. The record is from RefSeq and is a predicted model, not a curated record.
AUGUUUUUUCCGGUGAGACCUAACAGCGUAAAGAGUCGGAAGCCCAAGUCCUCCUCCACUACCUCCAACAAACAAUCCCAACCAUCAACAAAUCGAGCGUCCCAAGGACGGACCUCCCGCACGUCAACCAAGGAAACCGAGCCCGAAGAAUCCACGGCUCGCUGCUCGACUUCCUCGACCUCCCACACUCCUCCCCCACGACGGUCCUCUAUGCCUGGCCUCGACGCCGCGAGUCGAGCGGGAACAGCCUCGUUCCUGGAAUCGAGGUCCAGCCUCCCAUACCCUUCCUUCUCCAAAGCGCAUAGCAAAGAAGAUGUUCGCCACCACGACAUCCCUACCCCAGACCCGACCGACUUGACCGCUCAGAAGGAAAAUGGACCCAGUCACGACCGCACCGAGAAUAACCAUGCCCCUCCCAGUCCACCAUUGACUGGUCUCGACCAGGAAUCAUCUCAGAGGGGCAGUACGGCCAGCAGGCAAGAUGAUAAAGAGGGGGAAAAGCCCAAGGCCAAAAAGGCAAGCAUAAGGAUCAGAACCGAGGUGAACAGGUCGUCAUCGAGCCUUCGAUCGAAGAGAGAUGAUUCAACCAAGUCUAGCAAGACGGCGAGGGCAGAUACACCAAAGUCAAAGUCAUCUAGGUCUGAAAAGGAAGCUUCGUCGCCUCGUGCCAGUCACAGACCAUCAAAGGCAAAACUCUCCGAUGAGAAAAAGCUACCCAAGCGAUCGAGUCGCUCGACGUUGUCGCCCUCUCAGUCAACAGUUCGCGAUGUGGGCGGAGAAUCGACCGUUGGAUCUGAUGCUACCUCCAUUGCUCCUAAUCAACAAUACACUGUACCACGGAAGGCAAUGACCCCGCCGAUGAAGCCCCCCUCUCGCAAUCAGAACCGGUCGGCGGCCUCCCACCGUCAUACUCCCAGCGACGACUCGAUUGAUUAUGGCCGACCUGUGAUGCCCAUUCCAGGAUUCGGUGCGCCGCCGCCUCCUCCACCUCCGCCACAGGUCCCUGUCACCAUCCCGAGGGUCGACUAUCUUCUUCAACAUGGAGGUCUUGAUCACCGAGUGCCGCGAACAUUGCUUCCUGUCCCAGCCACGUCCGACCCUUUCUCUCAAUCCGCCACUCAGCCUCAGCUGGCAGCUGCUAAGGUUUUUGAUCAGUUCAGUCACUUGCUAGAUGAUUACCAAAAGGUCAUGAGCAAGAACGGAUCUCUGGCCGUCGCGACUGGAUACCGAUCUGUUGCUCGUCGGCUGCUGGAUCGUCUGGAGACCGUUUUCGCACGUGACAUUUCAUCAGAGCCAUGCAACUGUCUUAUGUGUGAGCGUGAAGACAGGGAGGAACGUCCAGAGGGUGUGAGCUGGGGGGAGGUGUUGGAGUUAGUGUCUGGACGUCGCGAGUUGCCCAUGUGGCCGCCGUUUAUGAUGGUUGCAUCCACCGUGGAUGCGGGAUCUCCUGGCGAAGAGCACAUUCCCAUGCAGAAGCUUGAUGUCGACGUACCCGAGGAGUACCGCGAUCACUUUAUCCGCCAGUCUCGCAAGACCAAGGUCGCGGUUGACAAAUGGCUUUCUGAGCAGACUGACUCAGCGAGCAGUGCACCUGAAGAAGUGGACGAUGAAACCUUGACUUUUGCGAUGCUCACACAUCUUGAAUCUCACCAACGCUCCGUGUUUUGUGCUCUCCUUGGAAUCAAUUCCUCAACUCCCGUGCCGCGUGCAGAUGAUGAGAAACCUCGACACCGACCGUCGCCACUCGUGUCUUCUUCGCAGGCGAUUCAGCGACUAUAUCGCCUUCCAUCUCUCCCGCGCGACCCGGAAACGGCCAUGUUUAUGUUAAACAACCCGGGUCUGCACCACGUCUUGGCAACCCUUGCUGCUAUUACAGAUGACGAGUGGGAGAUCCUGAUAUCCGGCCGAUUUGACGGGUUCCUCCGCAGCGGUGUCGAAGAUCCCGUUCCGGCCACCAAUCCCCGCUGGAGUGGCAGUCGCUCCAACACGCCAUUCAGCGCUGCAGGAAUCUCGCGCGGUCCAACACCCAACUACAUGGACAGCAGCUUCCGGCCCGGAAGCCAGCCCAACGGAGGCCCGAAUUCCCCUGCUUCAUUCGGAGGGCCGAUCGCGUUGGAUGAGGAAACGGAAAUCGCCGCCUUGGCUGAAAUUGAACGCGAUAUCUUCCUCGGAAUGGAAGCUCUGGAAGAUGCUUUCGAGGCACUCCACCUCAAAGCAGAAGUUGUCCGCCUUGCACUGCGCGAACGUGGUGCCGGUCUCUCCGUCGCCAGCCAAAGCCGACGAGGCUCCUACGUCGAAGCGCGCCUGGGAACCCCAGCCUCAGCUUGGGAGAGCGGCACUGAAGAUGAUUUCCUCAUGGAUGACGACCGCUCCCUGGCCCCCGACGACUCCGCUAGUAAUAUUAGCUCGAACCGUCGGCGCCGACCCAAGCGACGCACCGAGCGCCGGACCCCGGCUCCAGUCGAGGAAGAAGAUGAGGAGGAGGACAUGGUGCAUGUUAGUCGCCGCGACAGCCGAAACUCGCGGCGGAGAUAG